UUACAUGACCACAAGCCAUAGGGGGCGCCACAUGUGGCAUUUCACAUCAUGCUGGCCCCGCCCACGUGUGCUAACAGCUCUUUAGUACAGAAGUGGUGAUGACUGGGACAUGAAAGGAGUAAAAAGACAUGGUGGUGCUCUUGUUCCUCAGCAUUGCUGCCAGCAUUGCUCUGCUCUCAGGAGAGAAAGUCCAGCAGACUCCCGCCGAUAUGUUCAAGGAAAUGGGACAGACGGCCACCCUCAGCUGUUCUCACAGCGUGCAGAGCUACGACCAGAUCCUCUGUUGGAAGCACAAGUGGCCCCUCCCAACUGCAACAUCUGCGUUUGAGAAGCUGUUGUGGUUUGAUGGGAAGAAAAUGAUGUGCUUCCUCCUCGUGUUGUCCUUGGCAGGUGUCUGCUGGAGCUUGGAAGUGCAUCAGUCUCCUCCUGAGCUCAUCAGAAAAAGUUCCGACAAUGUGCAGAUCUUGUGCAGCCACGAUCGCACUGACUACAGAACAAUGCUGUGGAGGCAGUGUUCUGAUCGGCACGUCAUGGAACAGUGGCGACGAAGCACACUCAUGAUGACCCCGCCCAACAUUGCUGCCAGCAUUGCUCUGCUCUCAGGAGAGAAAGUCCAGCAGAAUCCCGCCGACAUGUUCAAGGAAAUGGGACAGACGGCCACCCUCAGCUGUUCUCACAGCGUGCAGAGCUACAACAUGAUCCUCUGGUACAAGAACGUGCACACGCAGAUGCACCUCCUGGGGUACAUGUAUGCCAGCAGCUCCUCACCAGAGAAGGGUGUGGACGUGGAGAUGACAGGGAGCGCCUUAGAGGGCAAAACGUGCCAUCUGAUGAUCCAAAAGCUCACACUGAACAGCAGUGUCUGCUGGAGCUUGGAAGUGCAUCAGUCUCCUCCUGAGCUCGUCAGAAAAAGUUACGACAAUGUGCAGAUCUUCUGCAGCCACGAUCGCACUGACUACAGAACAAUGCUGUGGUACCAGGUUUCUCCUUCAGAAACAACCAUGAAACUGGUUGGAAGAUUAUCCUACAAAGACGCCACUCUGGAGACGCCAUACAAAGACGAUUUUGGUCUAUCAGGAGAUUUGAGUGGCAACAACGCAAAGAAUGCCUAUCUGAGAGGCAGUGUUCUGAUCGGCACGAGCAAAAAGACAUGGUGGUGCUCUUGUUCCUCAGCAUUGCUGCCAGCAUUGCUCUGCUCUCAGGAGAGAAAGUCCAGCAGACUCCCGCCGACAUGUUCAAGGAAAUGGGACAGACGGCCACCCUCAGCUGUUCUCACAGCGUGCAGAGCUACAACCAGAUCCUCUGAACCUAACCUGAAAAUCACGCCACCGAAAGUGACCUUGCUCAAACCUUCUCCACACGAGUGCACCAACCAGAAGAACGCCACGGAGAAGAAGAAGACUUUAGUGUGCGUGGCCACGGGCUUCUAUCCGGACCACGUCAGCGUGGUGUGGAAGGUCGACAAUGACGAGGUGAGCGGGGGUGUGGCCACAGACGCCCAGGCCCUGCGGAGCGGGGACCACUACAGCAUCACCAGCAGGUUGAGGGUCCCAGCCAGACGGUGGUUCCACCCCAACAGAAACUUCACGUGCGUGGUCAAGUUUUUCAACGGGAACGAAACAGUCGACUAUCAGACGUCCAUCAACGGAGAAGGCUGGAGUCAGGAAGGCGCCGUGACACGAGAAAACUUCCUGAAGAUCUCACAGACCGCCAAACUCUCCUACGCCGUCCUCAUCGCCAAGAGCUGCGUCUACGGCGCCUUCGUCGUCUUGCUGAUCUGGAAGCUUCGGGUCUCCUCGGGAAAAAGCGACUAACGAAGGGGCCGUCUUGCUGUUGGAUUGCGCUGUUGUUCGUUGUGUAACUUGUUGGGUUUUUUUGCACGUUUGCUCAAUAAAAGUAUUCCGUCAUUCCCAA
Dunckerocampus dactyliophorus (ringed pipefish) is the source of this 1914-nucleotide messenger RNA. RefSeq lists its product as uncharacterized. The record is from RefSeq and is a predicted model, not a curated record. The transcript has 16 exons. NCBI's taxonomy places the organism in Eukaryota, Metazoa, Chordata, Actinopteri, Syngnathiformes, Syngnathidae. Gene Ontology annotation, cellular component: plasma membrane. Gene Ontology annotation, biological process: cell surface receptor signaling pathway. Bases 129 to 1814 code for a protein of 561 amino acids.